UGAUUGGUCAUCAUUCGGAAGCUUCUCGAAGCGCGCGAUUACGGUAUUAAAAGCGCGACACGAAGUUGCCGUUGUCAGUCUCGCAAAGAGUUACAAACGAGAAGUGUGCAUAUAGCGUCAACUUGCAAGUCUCCGAAAUAUUAGAUAAUUUAAUACCAGUGACUGGCUAUAUAUUGAGAUUGUGACAGAACAAAGAGAUAACAAUGGCGAAAGCACCAGCGGUAGGAAUCGACUUGGGCACCACGUACUCCUGCGUGGGUGUCUUCCAACACGGCAAAGUUGAGAUCAUCGCCAAUGAUCAGGGUAAUCGGACCACACCGAGCUAUGUUGCAUUCACCGACACCGAGAGGCUGAUCGGUGAUGCGGCCAAGAAUCAAGUUGCUAUGAAUCCCAGCAACACCAUCUUCGACGCAAAACGUUUGAUCGGUCGUCGAUUCGAAGAUGCAACAGUACAGAGCGACAUGAAGCAUUGGCCCUUCACAGUGGUCAAUCAGGGUGGUAAACCAAAGAUCAAGGUAUCUUACAAGGGUGAGACGAAAACCUUUUUCCCCGAGGAGGUAUCUUCCAUGGUAUUAACGAAGAUGAAGGAGACAGCUGAGGCAUACUUGGGCAAGACUGUCUCAGACGCCGUUAUCACUGUACCGGCUUACUUUAAUGACUCUCAGAGGCAAGCGACAAAGGACGCCGGCGUUAUUGCUGGUCUGAACGUUCUCAGGAUAAUAAACGAGCCCACGGCAGCUGCGAUAGCAUACGGCCUUGAUAAGAAAACAUCGGGCGAGAAGAAUGUCCUGAUCUUUGAUCUGGGUGGCGGUACCUUCGAUGUGUCAAUCUUGACAAUUGAGGACGGUAUCUUUGAGGUGAAAUCCACAGCCGGCGACACUCAUCUUGGUGGCGAAGACUUCGACAAUCGGAUGGUCAACCAUUUCGUUCAGGAGUUUAAGAGGAAGUAUAAGAAGGAUCUGAGUUCCAACAAAAGAGCUUUGAGACGUCUAAGGACGGCUUGCGAAAGAGCGAAAAGAACACUGAGCUCAUCGACACAAGCGAGUAUCGAGAUUGACUCGUUAUUCGAGGGCAUUGACUUUUAUACGUCAAUCACAAGAGCUAGGUUCGAGGAACUUUGCGCCGAUAUGUUCAGGAGUACUCUCGAACCGGUGGAGAAGGCAUUGAGAGACGCAAAAAUGGACAAAGCUCAAGUUCAUAGCAUAGUUCUAGUCGGUGGCUCCACCAGGAUACCAAAGAUUCAGAAGUUGCUACAGGACUUCUUCAACGGCAAGGAAUUGAAUAAAUCUAUCAAUCCGGACGAGGCCGUCGCUUAUGGUGCAGCGGUUCAAGCGGCUAUCCUGCAUGGUGAUAAGUCUGAGGAGGUACAAGAUCUGCUUUUGUUGGACGUGACUCCAUUGUCAUUGGGUAUUGAGACCGCUGGCGGUGUCAUGACCACUUUAAUCAAGAGGAAUACUACGAUACCUACGAAGCAGACUCAAACGUUUACCACGUACUCAGACAAUCAACCGGGAGUACUUAUUCAAGUCUACGAAGGAGAGAGAGCGAUGACUAAAGAUAAUAACAUUCUUGGCAAAUUUGAGCUUACGGGAAUUCCACCCGCGCCUAGAGGCGUACCUCAGAUCGAAGUUACUUUUGAUAUCGAUGCCAAUGGUAUUCUGAAUGUUUCCGCAAUUGAGAAGUCUACGGGUAAAGAAAAUAAGAUCACAAUUACCAACGACAAAGGUCGCUUAUCGAAAGAGGAUAUCGAAAGGAUGGUAAAUGAGGCUGAAACGUAUCGAUCGGAAGACGAGCAGCAGAGAGAAAGAAUCUCCGCUAAGAACUCUCUCGAGUCGUAUUGUUUCAACAUGAAGAGCACGAUGGAAGAUGACAAAGUCAAGGAUAAAAUCGACGCGUCCGAUAAAGAGAGAGUCAUUUCUAAAUGCAACGAAGUCAUCUCGUGGUUGGACUCCAAUCAAUUAGCGGAGAAGGACGAAUUCCUCGACAAGCAGAAGGAACUAGAGGCUAUUUGCAAUCCUAUCGUUACAAAGCUUUAUCAAGGAGCGCCCGGCGGUUUUUCGGGCGCUGGUGGAGCAGCACCUAAUUCUGGUGGUGCUGGUGCCGGUGGUGCCGGACCAACCAUCGAAGAAGUCGACUAAAUCAUUCUUUUCACAUAGUUUGGACAACGCCAAAAAUCGUUUUUACUUUACGCAGGCUGCAUUGUUACUUAAUUUUCACAUACUCAUUUUAAUUCACUUCAUGUAAAAACAUCUUGUUUUUUUUUAUUUUCUGAAGUCUAUCCAUGUGUUGUUAAUGUCAUCGUAUUAUAUUAAUUUGUUAUAAUAAAUAUUUAUAAUUAUAUAAUUGUAGUGUUCGCAACCGUAAGUGUUUGCAACACCUAAUUGUUGCGCGUGUUCUUGCUUAAUCUAUAAUCAUCUUUCUACCUCGUAUUAUCUACAGAAUUAUUUUACUUCAAUUUUCUGGUCGAUAAAAUUGAACGAGGAUUAUUAAGUAUGUGGUGAUCACACCGACGAACUGAAAAGAGGUUUAUUUUACUACAUUGCUAUCAUUAUCUCACAAAUAAUUGCAUACUCACGCCACUAAGCAAAGCAUUGUUCAUUUCAAAAAAAUCGCAAGCUGUAAAUGCCACUCGUUGCUGUUGUAGUUGCAUUGAAAAAUCGUUGACCUCGUUUCUUACGCAGUCACGAUCUAAAUUUUUGCGCAGAAGGCUCUCCAUGACGAUGUAGUUUAGAUUGUAAGUGCUAUUCUGAUUAGAAUUUCGUUCGCUAUCCUGUCUUUCGAAUGGUCUCGGUACUUCUAGACUUGGUUGAUUACAGCUUACGCCGCUCGUCUUUUUGAGAUACGAUUUGCAAUUCAGUACGACUGCGUAUAUAAUUAUUCCGGUUCUGUAAGAUUCUUGGGAUGCGAGUGUACAGAUCCAACACAUUAUGCCAAACUUUGCGGCGUAUAAGACCCAAAGGAUAUUAUUUAUUAGCAUAAAUCCGUAAUUCUUCUCGACAACACCCAUGUAGAUCCUAAAUAACGUAGCUACGACCAUGGUAAAGCAGUUCGCCGAACAAAGGAGAAGAUGAAAACCGUGAAUCUCGUUUAUCAUGAUAACUAGAUCAUAAAUUCCUAUUAAUAGAAAAAAAUUGUGAUUGCAAGACUUGCUUUAUAUUAGUAUAAUUAUCGCAAACAGGCGAUACAAUUGUACAAUCGUUAAAUUUAUAAAGUGAUUGUAUGUUUAACUUUUAUAAGUUACAUAUAUGUUCAAAUUAAAUUUUAAAUUUUAUAUGAAUGUGAUAAUAUACAUAUAUAUUAUUAAAUCGUGAUAUUAAAUGGUAAAGUGAUACUGAUGUAAAAUCGCAAUCGAUUGAAAAUAUAUAAAAUACUUGUACUCACCGGUGUGCAAUUCUCUGAUACGUCUGAUCUUGAUCGCGAUCCACGACGUAUCUAGUCGUUCGUCCAACUGCUCGAUCAACUCAUUUAUUGUACGAAAUCUGUGGUAGAGAACAUAGACGACAACGUCGAAAACGAAGCUAUUGAUCAACGAUUGAGCGAUUGUAUAGUAAAGCAGCAAGUCGGACGCGAAGAUAUCUUCGGGAAGUGUGAAGUAAUAAUACAGAGCGUGUAUAAUCAUGGACAAGGGGCCAAGAGCCGAUGUUGCGAGAAUAGCUAGCAUUUCGGCAUUUCUUAUAGAUCGAUCGUUCACGAGUGUCUCCUUUCUGAUCUUUUGAUCAAGGGCCUUUAUUUUGCUCAUUAGCUCCGGCCACUUGUCGUAGUGCCGGAUGCCAUGGUACACGUAGUAAUACGCCGACACGUAGCACACUACCUUGUUCAUGUAGUACAUGAUCUUGAAUAUGUCGCUCUUGAAGACACUACCGAAAGUGAAGAAAUCUAUCGCACCGUACGCGACGAUCACUGAACAAACUCCGAAAUGAAUGACACGUAGGACUAUCGUAAUAGCUUUGGGGCACUUUCGCGGCCGUGCAACGCCAACACCCAAAAACCAGGAAACGUACGUUAUUGGGCGCAAGAUAUACUCGAUCGAGGGCGAGUUAUCUUCCACUUGUACAUUAAUUUCUUCCUCCAUUGUUGCCUCGAGUUUCCGUAUUAAUUGUGAUAUCGAGCAAGUAUAUUUGCGAAUAGUUAAAUCAGGGCCAUUUGAAGUGGGAAUUUUUCCAGAGAAUAGCGGUGAGCGUUGAGGCUUUUCUAAAGGCAACACAGAACUCUUUGUCGAGCAUAGUUUGCUCUUCCGUGCGAUUCUAGGUAUGAAGGUAGGAUAAAAAAACCUGAUGUAUUGCUAGUGCAAAAUUAACGAAGCUCAUACAUUGCUUGCUGCUAGCUGUAGCCUCCUAACACGGUUUUAGUAAAUUAAAUCGAUUCAAGCGCGCAAAAAGAGGAACACCCGCGCGGUUAAUAAUGCACAAAGUUUUGAAUAAUGGAAACGUUAACUUCUUGAAAAUCUUUUUUCCAAGCGGCAUUUUAGACAUAAUAUUUAGGCUACAGUUGAUACGUAGUAGCUGUAUACUACAAAUCAUAUUAAUAAUUAAUUAUGAAAUUAUCACGCGUUAAAUCUCACAGAAAUGUAUUUAUUAAAUAUUAAUUUAUUAGUUAAGUC
Odontomachus brunneus is the source of this 4600-nucleotide messenger RNA. Its product is annotated as heat shock 70 kDa protein cognate 4-like. Gene Ontology annotation, molecular function: ATP hydrolysis activity; ATP binding; misfolded protein binding. Gene Ontology annotation, biological process: vesicle-mediated transport; protein refolding; cellular response to unfolded protein. The transcript has 4 exons. NCBI's taxonomy places the organism in Eukaryota, Metazoa, Arthropoda, Insecta, Hymenoptera, Formicidae. The coding region runs from base 204 to 2138 and encodes 644 amino acids. Gene Ontology annotation, cellular component: nucleus; cytosol; cytoplasm. The record is from RefSeq and is a predicted model, not a curated record.